AUGGGAUCCAAGAUUCGGCGGGCCGGCGUGGUGCGGUGCCCGGUGGGGAUCGUCGCGCUCAUGUGCGUCGCCGCGUUCUUCAUGGGAAGCUUCUAUGGCAGCGGCAUCUUCGGGCGCGUGCCUGACCUCAGAGCCCCCGCAAGAGCCGUCCCCGCUUCCUUCACCAACCCCGCUCACCGCGGAAUUCGCCUGGAGCGCGGAGGGGACCACCGCGGGAGCCUGGACAGCGGAGCCGAGGGGGAAGGGGAGGCGGGGGGGAAGGGGAAGGGGGGAGCCGAAGGGGAGGGGGUGGGGGCGGACGGGGAGGGCAGCCAUGGGUGGCCGGCGUUUGAUCACGGCACGUCGGGCGAGAGCAGCGUGUCCACGGUGCCGUUCCAGAUGAUAUCAUGGCAUCCACGUGCGUAUGUCUUCCCCCGCUUCGCCCCACGCCACGUGUGUGAGAACGUUCUUGCUGCCGCCUCCAAGCGCAUGGCCCCAUCUGGACUGGCUCUCAGGCCAGGCGAGAAUGAGGAAGGCACCCGGGAUAUCCGCACGAGCUCAGGGACUUUUCUUGCAGCCAACAUGGACCCGUCGGGCUCACUUGCUUGGGUGGAGCGCAAGAUGGCAGCAGUGACAGGCCUUCCUGUAAACCACGGGGAGUCGUUCAAUGUUCUGCGGUACGAGUUGGGGCAGCAUUACGACUCGCACAUGGACGUAUUCGAUCCGAAGGAGUAUGGCCCUCAAUCCAGCAAUCGAAUGGCCUCGUUCCUACUUUAUCUUACGGACGUGGAAGAGGGUGGUGAAACCAUGUUUCCAUAUGAGGGUGGGCGCAACAUGCAUAUUGGUUACAACUACAAGGACUGCAUUGGCCUUAAAGUGAAGCCACGGAUGGGAGAUGCUUUGCUGUUUUGGUCCAUCUACCCUAAUGGCACCAUUGAUCCAACUUCACUACACGGAAGCUGUCCUGUGGUGAAAGGUUCCAAGUGGGUGGCAACGAAGUGGAUUCGUGACAAGCCUUUUUCUUCAUGA
Messenger RNA from Closterium sp. Naga37s-1, 1008 nucleotides. The record is from the annotation of a GenBank genome assembly. Lineage: Eukaryota; Viridiplantae; Streptophyta; Zygnematophyceae; Desmidiales; Closteriaceae.